Peromyscus maniculatus bairdii (prairie deer mouse) is the source of this 1268-nucleotide messenger RNA. It is a transcript of the gene Tmem267, whose product is annotated as transmembrane protein 267. The record is from RefSeq and is a predicted model, not a curated record. NCBI's taxonomy places the organism in Eukaryota, Metazoa, Chordata, Mammalia, Rodentia, Cricetidae.
CCUCGCCAGCCCUGGGGCAUCCCCUGAAGGAAGUUAGAAACUUCUGUCCCUUUGAGACCCAGACCCACUGCGCAUCCUGCACCAGGUGAGGUGACUUCUCCGUCCUGGCUUGCCCGCCGUCACUUGGGUGCACCGAGGUGGGUGACUCGACGCCCGCUAAGCCAAGACACCGACGGGACGUUUCCCACUUCUCUCCCGGGCUUUGGAGGCUGGUAGACCUCACGGCACCAACCAGAUCCACCUGCGAGCGCCAGGAGCCGCUCCGAGAGGAGCCUGCAUCCCGGCGUCCGCAGGGACUCGGAGGACCGGGCCGCUCGGGCCGGCGCCUGCGUCUCUAUGGUGCGGCCGAGGGGCGGAGCGCCGCCGGCUCGCCCGCCGACUGCGAAGCGAGCAGGGGUACUAAGGAUGAAGACAAGAAUAGCCAGUUGGCCCCUGAUGGCUUUUACUAUAUGCUGACCCAGUUUAUGAUGGCCUCCAAAGUUGAAAAGACUCAUGCUUUACAACAGUGUUUUAGCACAGAGUCUCUCGUUUCCAGCCUCGGUCUGGGGAUCUUUUGCCUAGUAGCUGAUAGACUUCUCCGGUUUUCCGUAAUUCAACAAAAUGAUUGGCUUCGUGCCCUCUCAGAUAACAUAGUACACGGAGUGAUUGGCAUGUGGUCAUGGGCAGUGGUCAUUGGAAUCAAGAAGAAGGCUGACUUUGGAGAAAUUCUUUUAGCUGGAUUUUUAGCCUCUGUUAUUGAUAUUGACCAUUUUUUUCUCGCUCGAUCCCUAUCUUUAAAGGCUGCCUUGACUCUCCCAAGAAGACCUUUCCUCCACUGCUCCACGGUGAUCCCCGUCGCAGUUGUGAGUGUGAAGCUCGCCAUGUACCUCUUCAGGCUCAGAGACUCAUGGUGCUUCCUCCCGUGGAUGCUAUUUAUUUCCUGGACUUCGCAUCAUAUCCGAGAUGGAAUUCGUCACGGCCUGUGGAUAUGCCCAUUUGGAAAAACUUCUCCUUUGCCCUUCUGGCUUUAUGUAAUAACCACGUUAUCCUUACCUCAUAUGUGCUCGUUCCUUAUGUAUUUAACAGGGACCAGACAAAUGAUGUCUUCAAAACAUGGGAUGCGUAUUGAUGUCUGAGAUGACCGCGGCUGUAAGGAAAGGAAUAGCUCAGAGGACGGUCAUGAAAGACAGCCAACGUUCAAGUGAAAUUUUGUUUUUGUGUUUGAGACAGGGUUUCUCUGUGUAACAGUCCAGGCUGUCCUGGAACUCACUUUGUAAACCAGGCUGACC